AUGAUCGAGAGCGACCUCAAAGAGCAGGUGUCCGUGCGAACAAAGGCUGCCUUCAAGGAGCUGAUCAUGGACGGACGGCGUGCGGUGGGCCUGAAGUAUGCUGAUGAGGAAGGCAACUUGCACAGUCUCCGUGGAAAUGUGGUACUGGCAGCGGGAGGUUAUGCGAACGACCAUGCAGAUCGUUCACUCCUGGACCGUUUCGCUCCGGAUCUGGCCAAGCUGCCUACCACGAAUGGGCCCUUUGCCACGGGUGAUGUCAUCAAGGCUCUUCUCAGUCAGGACAUCAGUGCGCAAACCACUCUUAUGGACAAGGUCCAGAUCCAUCCUACAGGCUUCAUCGAAGUCAAGCAGCCAAACUUCCACACUAAAUUCCUUGCACCUGAAGCUCUGCGAG
Symbiodinium pilosum is the source of this 394-nucleotide messenger RNA. Lineage: Eukaryota; Dinophyceae; Suessiales; Symbiodiniaceae. The record is from the annotation of a GenBank genome assembly.